Messenger RNA from Kuraishia capsulata CBS 1993, 4209 nucleotides. RefSeq lists its product as uncharacterized. The transcript has a single exon. Bases 1 to 4209 code for a protein of 1402 amino acids. Gene Ontology annotation, biological process: regulation of autophagy; positive regulation of protein serine/threonine kinase activity; positive regulation of cell growth. Lineage: Eukaryota; Fungi; Ascomycota; Pichiomycetes; Pichiales; Pichiaceae. Gene Ontology annotation, molecular function: protein binding; protein-macromolecule adaptor activity. Gene Ontology annotation, cellular component: TORC1 complex; cytoplasm. The record is from RefSeq and is a predicted model, not a curated record.
AUGAUUCAAGUUGAUCGUCCACCUUCUGUGCUUGCUCGGCAUGCCGAGGAGCAGGGCAAUGGGAGCAACGGAAACGGUGUCUACAACAUGGAUAACAGACAAGACGGCAGGCCCACCAGCAACGGUUCAAUAGCUCUGAACACCGAGAUGAGACAUGGGUUCGAGGAUGAGUAUACGUCACAGAAAUACAUGGACAUGCUUGCAAAUACGUUUUACAGCCAUUAUGAUAUGAAGAGACAUACUACCUCUGGAAACCCAACAACCGAUGAGGAGAAGCGAGCCAAUUACAAAUACUACCAGCCGAUGACGGAUUGGAAAAUCAUGAAGGAUCGUCAGAAAACUACAAGUGCGGCAUUGGUCUUGUGUUUGAACAUUGGAGUCCCUCCACCGGAUGUGGUGAGAACAGACCCAUGCUGUAAGACGGAAACGUGGGUCGAUCCAACGGCCUUUCCAGAUACUAAGAAAGCGAUGGAAAAAAUCGGAAAAAAUCUGCAGAGUCAAUACGAGACACUGUCACAGAGAACGAGAUACAAGCAGUCGCUAGAUCCUUCUGUGGAGGACGUCAAACGGUUUUGCAACACUCUGAGACGAAAUGCCAAAGACGAGAGAAUUCUGUUCCACUACAAUGGCCAUGGUGUUCCGCAGCCUACACAAUCGGGUGAGAUAUGGGUCUUUAACAGAGGUUACACUCAGUAUAUUCCCAUUUCUCUCUAUGAUUUGCAAACGUGGCUGGGAGCCCCGUGUGUGUAUGUGUUUGAUUGUGCCGCAGCAGGCAACAUCAUAGAAAACUUCAAAAGGUUUGUCCAAAAAAGGAUUGAUGACGAUUCCAAUGGAAGACAUGAUAUCAGUGCCCCAUCUCCAACAGCUUCCUACAUAGAGAGUAUUCAGCUUGGAGCUUGUCGUUCCAAUGAGACUCUGCCUUUGAAUCCUGAUUUGCCGGCAGAUUUGUUCACCUGCUGUUUGACAUGUCCCAUCGAGAUUAGUGUCAAAUGGUUUAUCCUUAUGUCUCCUCUCAACAAGCACCACUACUAUGAUAUUCUCAAAAACAAAGAGGGAACCAUUGAUAUCCCAGGAAAACUCACCGAUAGGAGGACUCCCUUGGGUGAGCUCAAUUGGAUUUUCACAGCUAUUACCGACACAAUCGCAUGGACAUCACUUUCAAGACCUCUUUUCAAAAAGUUAUUUAGACAGGAUCUUAUGGUUGCUGCUCUAUUCAGAAACUUCCUUCUUGCAAAGAGGAUCAUGCCUGUGGUUGGUUGCAAUCCCAUCUCGGAUCCUCCUCUUCCUGAUAUCAACAACCACUCGAUGUGGGAGUCUUGGGAUCUGGCCAUUGACCAGGUUCUUUCGCAGUUGAUCAAAAACAAAAAGACAGAGACAAUUUCGGUUCUCCCAGAUUCGGAUAUCCCGCAGUUUCAAGUUCCUUCUUCUACAAACCUGCCUCAGCAAAAUGGUCAGCCAGCGAAUGUACCACCUCCAAACGCCGGUCAGUUUCUACUAAGCUACCAGCAUUCGUCAUUUUUCGAGCAGCAUCUUACUGCGUUUGAAAUAUGGCUUCAGUAUGGCUCAAGUACCAAAGAGCCUCCAGAGCAGCUCCCUGUCGUUUUACAAGUUCUGCUUUCGCAGGCUCAUAGACUCAGGGCCCUGGUAUUGUUGUCCAGGUUCUUGGAUCUCGGACCGUGGGCAGUUUAUCUUGCACUUUCCAUUGGAAUUUUCCCAUACAUUCUGAAAUUGCUACAGAGUCCUGCUCCUGAGCUGAGGCCUGUUUUGACCUUCAUCUGGGCACGAAUCAUGUCUAUCGACUACAAAAAUACACAGCAAGAACUUUGCAAGGACAAAGGCUAUAUGUACUUUGUAUCCAUCUUAUCGACACAAAACAAAGCCGCAGAUCAUCUGGCGCAGUCCACGGAUCUGAACUUUGAGGAGCGCAAGGCCAUGAGUGCUUUCAUAUUAUCCCUCUUUGUCAAAGAUUUCAAGACGGGCCAAAAAUUAUGUUUCUCACCUGAGUUGAUCAGUACCUGCUUGCAGUACAUGGAGAACUCGGACCAUCCACUUCUCAGACAAUGGUGCGCUUUGCUUGUCGCACAGUUGUGGGAUAUGUAUCCGGAUGCCAGAUGGAUAUCGUAUAAGGACGGAUAUCUUGAUCGGCUGAUAGCCAUUCUCAACGAUCCAAUUCCGGAGGUGAGGGCGUCAAUCAUACUUGCGCUCACCAACUUUUUGCCUGCCAAUGAUGCUGAGGAAAAGGAGGCCAGUAUUCAUACAGGCCACGAGGAACUGGGGCAGCAGGAGAUCAAGCUUGCCAUAGAAAUGUUGAACCUGAUCUCGGAUGGGUCUCCUCUGAUCAGACGUGAAGUAUCUGUGUUUUUCAGCAAGUUUGUGCUCAAGUACCUGCAAUUUUUUAUAGUGAGUGCUUUCGGGCAACUGGAGGAAGAAAUCACUCUGAUCGACAACCCCAAUCUCAUCGAUGAGGUGAGAAGGCAAUCACCUGCCUACGGAACGAUUUUCAGCUCCACUUGGAAAGUUUUGCUGAUCUUGAGUGAAGAUCCUCAUAACGAGGUCAAGGAUUAUGCUGAGCAGGUUGUUGACUUUGUGUUGAUCAAGUUGAACGAGAGCCCAUUGCAUGGUAUAGUGAAGGACAUGGAGCAGUAUUUGCUGCAGAAGCAUGCCAGUAACAUUAAUGAGGGUAACGGCAUUCCUCGGAAAAACACAGAACUGGGUGCCAGAAGAACGCAGUCUCUUAUGAUGAGCAAACCCAAUGACAGUGCCACGAAUAUGCACGCUGACAGAAGAGUGACAUCAACAGCAUCUACAGCCUCUACUAGCUCUAUUUCGUCAAUUACAGAGCGUCUGAGAAGCUCUGUCACUCUCAAUGCAGUUUUCAGAAGCCUCGGGCUGUCCAGUGAAGAAGGAUCGCAGAGUACAACAACCCUUCGUGAUCUGUUGCCGCAAUCAAUUCAGCCAAUGGUGGGGUACAAUACUGCACCCAGACCUACAACGCCGCGGUUCAAACCACAUAAGAAAAAUGUCAGGGGAAUAUCUUUGCCUUUGCAGAGCAAGUUCUUCGAGUACAGCUGUGAGUACUUUCAAGAGCCCCAGAUUGGAAACGCAGACGUUGAUGAGCCCGGAAGCGAGGAAUACACCAGACGGUUGUGGAGGCGCAAUCGUAAUGAGAACAUUAUUGCGAUGACCCAGGUACAAAAGGAGCUUGCAGUUACGGGGAAUUGGACAAAUAAUAUUGCCACGCUUGAUAACAAAACGCAGCCAAGAAUCCUCAAAUUCACUCAGUUCGAGAACUACGUCGUUGCGACUGAUGAAAGAGACAAUAUCACCUGUUGGGAUUGGGAAAAACAAGUACAAAUGUCGAGGUUCUCGAAUGGCAAUCCGUUUGGUACCAAGAUCACUGAUGUGAAAUUGUUGAACGAAGACGAUAUUCCGCUACUGCUGACUGGUUCCUCGGAUGGUGUAGUGAAGAUCUACAAAAACUUUCACUCCUUGGAGAACUUCCAGUUGAUCACCGCUUGGAGGGCGCUGACGGACAUCCUCCUGACCUCUAGAUCAAUGGGUUUGAUCUCGGAGUGGCAGCAGUCAAGAGGAUGUCUUCUGGUGAGUGGUGAUGUUAAGAUUAUCAGGGUUUGGGAUGCACCAAGGGAAAGAUGUGUGGUGGACAUUCCUGCCCGUUCUACCAGUUCUAUUACGUCUCUGACAUCAGAUCAAGUGGCUGGAAGUAUCUUUGUGGGAGGAUUCGGUGAUGGGUCUCUCAGGGUAUAUGACCGUCGUUUGGAUUCCAGAGAUUCUAUGGUUCGAAUGUGGAAGGCCAGACCGCGCUCUGGAAUGAUAACUAACGUGCACAUGCAACGUGGUGGUUACAGAGAGCUGGUUAGUGGCACCAGUGAUGGACAGGUGAACUUGUGGGAUAUCAGACUUGCCGAGCCCGUGGUCAGUUUCAAGGCGUUUGAGAGAUCAAUGACAUCAGCAAUGAUCCACGAGCAUGCACCGGUGAUUGCUUGCGGCUCAAGAGAGGUCAGCAUGUACAACACUGCUGGAAAUUGUUUAUCUGUGGUCAAGAACCCACACGCCUACCUUCCCACAAGAACCUCCAGCUAUCUGUCCAGUCUGACGCUACAUCCUCACAGAAUGAUGAUGGCCACCAACUAUAACCAGGACUCGCAUAUUAACGUUUACCAAUGCGAUGUCGUCGAGGAAUAUUUAUAA